Messenger RNA from Penicillium diatomitis, 1161 nucleotides. RefSeq names its product NAD(P)-dependent alcohol dehydrogenase. The coding region runs from base 1 to 1161 and encodes 386 amino acids. Gene Ontology annotation, biological process: D-sorbitol catabolic process. NCBI's taxonomy places the organism in Eukaryota, Fungi, Ascomycota, Eurotiomycetes, Eurotiales, Aspergillaceae. The transcript is spliced from 2 exons. The record is from RefSeq and is a predicted model, not a curated record. Gene Ontology annotation, molecular function: L-iditol 2-dehydrogenase (NAD+) activity; zinc ion binding.
AUGUCGACCGCUACAACCGUCGCCAAGACCAACAUUGGUGUCUACACCAAUCCGCAGCAUGACCUGUGGAUCGCCGAGGCCGAGCCCAAGACGGAAGAUGUUCAGAGCGGCAAGACUCUCAAGCCUGGUGAGGUGACGAUCGAGGUGCGGAGCACUGGUAUCUGCGGAUCCGAUGUUCAUUUUUGGCACGCCGGUUGCAUCGGUCCUAUGAUUGUGACUGGCGAUCACAUCCUCGGCCACGAGUCUGCGGGUCAGAUCGUCGCGGUCGCCCCCGAUGUCAAGUCCUUGAAGCCUGGCGACCGUGUCGCCAUUGAGCCCAAUGUCAUUUGCAACGAAUGUGAGCCUUGCUUGACAGGUCGAUACAACGGUUGCGAGAGAGUUGCCUUCCUGUCCACCUCCCCCGUGGACGGUCUGCUGCGCCGUUACGUCAACCAUCCCGCCAUCUGGUGCCACAAGAUUGGGGACAUGAGCUACGAGGAUGGUGCUCUUUUGGAGCCUCUCAGUGUGGCGCUGGCCGCCGUCGAGCGCAGCGGGCUGCGUCUCGGUGAUGCCACUCUGAUCACUGGCGCCGGCCCUAUCGGUCUGAUCUCUUUGCUUAGUGCCCGUGCUGCCGGUGCCUGCCCCAUCGUGAUCACCGACAUUGACGAGGGGCGUCUGGCCUUUGCCAAGUCUUUGGUUCCUGAGGUGCGCACCUACAAGGUUCAGAUCGGUCUCUCGGCCGAGGAGUCUGCGGCGGGAAUCAUCAAUGCGCUCAACGACGGCCAGGGCUCUGGCCCAGAUGCGCUGCGGCCGCGUCUCUGCCUGGAGUGCACUGGCGUCGAGAGCAGUGUCAACUCCGCCAUCUGGAGCAUGAAGUUUGGAGGCAAGGUGUUCGUGAUCGGUGUGGGCAAGAACGAGAUGACCAUCCCCUUCAUGCGUCUGAGCACUCAGGAGAUUGACUUGCAGUACCAGUACCGUUACUGCAACACUUGGCCUCGCGCCAUCCGUCUGGUGCAGAACGGAGUAAUCGAUCUGCACAAGUUGGUCACGCACCGCUUUGCCCUGGAGGAUGCGCUGAAGGCCUUUGAGACCGCGGCCAACCCCAAGACUGGCGCGAUCAAGGUCCAGAUCAUGAGCUCCGAGGAGGACGUCAAGGCGGCGUCAGCCGGCCAAAAGGUCUGA